UAAUCUUUGAUUAAAGUAGAGUUUAGGAUUGUGUAAAUCCAGAUUUGCAGCAUUGCACAUGAUCAGUGCCUUCAGUGUGACUCCAUCUUGGGGUGACCCUAUGCUAAGGUUUUCAUGUCAAGAUUUGUUCAGAGGAAGUUUACCAUUGCUUUUCUCUUAGACUGAGAGGUGAUUUGUCCAAUAUUACCCUGGGGUUUCAAUGGCUGAGCGGGGAUUUGAACCCUGGUUGGAGUCCUACUCCAACACACAACCACCAUACUAUGCUGGCUCUCACUAAAUUGUGGCCAAUCCUAAUUAAAUUUUAGGUUUUUUUCUUUCAAAAUUUUGUUUGUACUUCUGCAUAACAUUGGUUUCCUCUGAAUAGACUAAUGCCUGCACUUCUGUAAGGAUGGUAUAGUUUUGGCUGCAGCAUUCACCACCUGAAAAAUGGAUGCAAAAUGAAUGAUAACUUAAUUGAAGGGUAUGUGCAGUUUGUUUUGUUUGUAAUAGUAGAAGUAUUAAGGAAUAUUUUUUUUCCAGGGAAUAAUAGAAUAAAAGAGGGAUAAAACAUGUUAAAGAAAAGAAUCGAAUGCGUUUGCUGAAAUAUCUUGUGUCCCCGUAACUAGGAGAACUUGGCUCUUCAAAAUCAUGUUAAUACUUGUAAAAAUCACAUGAACAGGAAUGAAGUGGUAACUUUGGCAGUGUUUUGACCCAAGCAAAAGCCAAAGUGACACGUGAGUUUUCAUGAAAACUGUUGAAUAGAUGUCCCCUUUGUUUUUUGUGGGUUUUUUGGGCUAUGUGGCCCUGUUCUAGAAGAGUUUAUUCCUGACGUUUUGCCAGCAUCUGUGGCUGGCAUCUUCAGAGAAAAACCCACAAAAAACUAUGGAUGCCGGCCAUGAAUGCCUUCGACUUCACAGAUGUCCCCUUUCUUUCAAGAAUCAAAACUGGAGGGGAGGGGAACAGUUUUCAUCCACUAAGUCAAUGCUAUGCCACUUAAAGCAGGCAGACGGAAUGGUUACUUUGAAGGAUUCAUCUUCUGUUAUAAGCACUGAUUAGCUGGACUUAGUAAUGCCUGAGAGCUAAGAAAUUACUGCUUCUCAAGUUACAAAAAGCCUUAUUUGCUGAAAGUGGAGAGCUUUACCCUCCCCUCUUCCCUCAAUGCACAAGAGAAAGACAGAAUUGUAUUGAGACUCACUUUCACAAAUUUAUGAAAUUUCAACAUGCACUAGAAUUGGAAUAGCUGGCAGUGACUUAUCUUCCAAAGCUGCACACUUAGGUGAAAUAGUUCUUGUGCACAAUGGAGAAUUUCUCAUUUUCUCAAGAUAACAUCCAUCAUCAUGGACAAGUUUUACUUCACAGUUUUCUCAACUCAACAAACACAUCUGCUCUGCCUGAGAGACAACCAAGAGAUAAACGCUUAGCUCAAGUAGAAAUUGCUGUACUAGGAGUAAUAUUUAUGGCUGCAGCUGUUGGCAACUUUAUUCUCAUACUGGUAUUGUGGAGGAGAAGAAUAAAACUGUCAAGGAUAUAUGUGUUCCUGCUUCACCUGAGCCUUGCAGAUCUGAUGGUUGCAUUUUUUCAAGUUCUUCCUCAGCUUUUUUGGAAAAUUACAGAUAUUUUCAGGGGUCCAGACAUCCUGUGCCGAACCAUCAGUUAUUUCCAGCUGGUGAGCAUGUUUGCCUCCACUUAUAUGAUAGUUGUUAUGGCAAUGGACAGAUGCCAAGCAGUGUACUACCCUAUGCCCUCUUUCCAAAAGAAAGGUGUUCUUUGGAAUGCUUCUGUCUGCAUCAUUUGGUUUAUCUCUCUGGUCUUUAGUGUUCCCCAAGUAUUUAUCUUUCAGAAGACUGAAGUAUCACCAGGCAUAUUUGAUUGCCAAGCUGAUUUCAUUGAACCCUGGGGCACAAAGGUAUAUGUGACUUGGAUUUCUAUAGCUAUUUUCUUCCUUCCUGCAGCUAUCCUCACCAUAUGCCAUGUUAGGAUCUGUAGAGCAGUCCAAAUGAAUAUGAAAAGCCACCAUACAUUUGACGUGACAAAUCAGAAGCAAAUGAUGCCCUCUCAGCCAAGCAAUGCAAACUGUAUGUCAAAGGCUAUGAUCAAAACUAUAAAGAUGACAGUGGUGAUAGUUGUUGCUUAUGUCUUCUGCUGGUCACCUUUCUUCAUUGCACAGUUGUGGACUGCAUGGCACCCUAGUGAUGCUAGGACUGGAGGUCCAGUAAUGGCCAUUCUUAUGCUCUUAGGGAAUCUCAAUAGCUGUGUUAAUCCAUGGAUUUAUAUGUACUUUUGUGGUCAGAUACCACAUUGUUCAAAAAGCAAACUGAACAACACUGCAGCUCAUGAAGAGUCUACAAUUACAGGCAGCAUUAACUUGGGAGAUAAAGAAGCUGAAGACAAUAUCACAUCUGUGUAGCUACUAUAAACUAUUGGCUUUAUAGCUUAUGUUUAUUUGUUCCAUUCAAUAUUUAGUAAAAUGUUUUCCACUUCUGGAAGUGGUUGUUUUCAGCAUAUACAUAUUUUCCUUAAUUUUAGAGGCAAAUAAAUAUGUUUUUAAAAUCCCAGCAGAAUGUAAGAAGUAUACCCUAAAAGGGAGAUUCUGGCUACAAAGACACUAAACCCAGACUUUGGAGUGCUGAAAUACUUAUGUACUUAAGUACUACGUAGCUAUGUAGUGCUGAAAUCUACUUAUACAGACAUGGACCAGAAUCCUAUAGGGCAGUUAUGUGUCAUCUAGAGUUAUGCACCUAUCUAGAGUUAUGUCCCCACUCUAUUUUGCUAAACAGAGAGGUUCAGGUUGAAAGAACAAUCAUCAAUAGCUCAAAAUGUAGUUGGAAAUUUGAAUGGAAUUCUCAGGCACUUGUGAAAAAAUUGUUUUUAAAAAGGGGAGGAAAGCUAUGCAGUGGCCCCUUCUCAUCUGCACCCAUUCAGUUCUGCCCUCCCCAUAGGUGGUCAUGUCCCAUAUUAUUCAGUGGUCUUGACAUGUGCAUGGAUAUGUUAGCACGUCCACAUACAUACAUCUCCAUUGAAUAAUAUGGGCUGUUGUGAUUACUAGGUGGUCAGAUUCAUGGAUCACCAGCACCGCUGCGUCCACUGUGCUUUAGAAAAUUGAACUAGCAUAUCUAGUGGAAGGGUCUACUGUGCUUCAUUAAAAAAUUUUAGUUCGCAUAUCUCCUUACCUAUGUGAACCACGUGUAUAUGGAAAUGAACACUAAGACAGUGCACACUUAUGAAUGGGCUGGGCUGGGGUAACAGACAAACAUGAAGAUGACAAAAGGACAGUGGUUUUCCAUGGGUCUUUUUAGAUUAAGGAAAACGAGAUACCUAAACUUUACAAUAAGGCUCCCCACCAAUAAAUAACAGCUAUAGAUAUAAAGAGUAUUUUCUCUUCCAUGUGGUAUGCCUAUAACAUUCUUCCACUAUUUGAGCCAAUAUGCAAGAAUGCCCAGAUUUUAAUGCAGUAAAAGAGAGGUGGAAUAACAGUGAUGAUUUUGUUAUACAGGUUGAGUAUCCCUUAUCUAAAAAGCUUGGGACGAGAGGUAUUCUGUAAUUUGGAUAUUUAAUACCUAUAUUUGCGUAUGAGACAAAAUGAGGCCGGAAAGAGACAGGAUCUGUGAAAUUGUGGGAAUCCAAGCACAGUGCUUGGCAUAAAUCCAUGCCCCCCCCCCGCCACCACCAUUUCAUAGAUCCUUGGUCUCUCUCCAGCCAUGUCUCUCUCCAGCCUUGCAACUACAGUGCAGGUACAUAAAAUUUAGUAUUUUGGAAUAUUUUGGAUUUUGAAAUUCCAGAUAAGGGAUACUCAACCUGUAUUUUCUUAGUGCCAGCCUACAGAGCCAAUUCAACUAGUUUGCAUGGCCACAGUGUGGAACCAUUCUUCAACUUCUGUUCCAUGUGUCUUUAAACAUUCCUAUUUGGAAUUAUACAUUUAGCUAGAUUUCCUUUACUGACUCCAUGAACUUCAUGGAAUUGGAGUCCAUGGUCUGUAGGAUGCCUUCCAACUAUAAGAUUCUAUGACUCAGUUGACAUGGUUCCCACUGAUUUUGCCAAAGAAAUAAUCUUGUGGUUUGCAGUUAUGCUGUUAACAAUUUCUCUUUCAUAAUGGAUGGAACAAAUCUUGGACUGCUUCAGUGCAUAGAAUUCAUGGGAUAGGUCCUAUGUAGAAACAGACUGCUGAUUUGUUCCUGAAAGGAUAAGGGAACCUUUUCCACUUGGCAUGCAAUGUGGAUAAUUUAUGGUUACUGAUCUUUUGAUGGUUGAAUGAUAUCAAGGGAUGUUGGUUCUUGGCUGAAUAUGAAGGGAGGGGGGUAGAACCAGACACACUCAUCUGAGUCUUAGUACUGGGAUUCAGCCAGUCCUUAUAGUGCUGUUUGAUGCAUAGGGAAGGAGAGGGGGAUGUUGUCUCCAUUUGCAACUUCUGACCUGACACCCUUGUGAGGGGGCAGAUCAACUAAGAAACAGGGUUAGGGCUCCUGAAAUCUAGAUUUGGCUUAUGAGCUGGGACAACCCUCUCCUAUGAAAGACAAAAUCAGAGGUGAACUGACCAGUCUGAAAGUCUUUCCUCUGGUAGUCUUAUAGGCGAAUGUGUUCCUUGGAGCCAAGCCAACACCCAGAUAAGUGUAAGGCUGGGUUUAUGGGUUUAGAUACUGCAUCAGACCCAAUCCAGUACUGAGGGUUACAUGUUAUGUAGUGAGUACUGAAUCACAGGCCAUUAUUAUGUAAGUAUGAGAAAUCAGUGCCUGGGGCCAAAACCAAAACAAGAAAGAAUUAUGGUUGCUCAGGUAUAACAAGAAGCUUUUGCAGUUCUUUAUAAGCUGAAAAACCAAGAAUCAGAAGCCCUUCAGAAUUAGAAAAAUGCUGCAAUUAGUAGCUCUUGUGUCUCAUCAGAUGAGGUAGGCUGCAUCUGUCCUGCAGAAAUAAUGCAUUCGGAUGCUACUUUAACUGCCAUGUUCUCAAUGCUAUGAAAUUCUGAGAUUUGUAGUUUUGUUGGAUAUUCAGCAUUCUCUGUCAGAGACCUCUGGUGACACUGCAAACUACACAUUGCAGGAUUCCAUGGCAUUGAGCCAUGACAGUUAAGUGGCACUAUUCCUGCAGUGCAGAUGCAGCUGUAGCUGCAUACAGGGCAACAUAUUUAUUGCAAAUCCUGACAACUCCACAAUCCUUCCCAGUACCACCAGAGCCAUUUUCUUCUUGUUGUAGAGCUCUAAACUGAGUCAGAAUUAAUUGGUUAAAAUACAAAUACUGCAGGGUGUUGUUGACGUAUUGCCUGAACAACAGCUGUACCCUGAAAACUCCACCUUUAAUGGUUUUCUUGUAUUCCUUUUUCUUACAAUUGGCAGUCCCUAGCUCUUUAUUCAUCCUUCUGCUAUCCAGUGGCCUGUUACUCCUAAAUAUCUCUGCACAUUUUCUCUUGCCACGGACAGAUUCCCUGGGAUUUGACACAUAGUGUAAUCCAUAAAUCAGCUAUUGGCACUGUCCCUUUUUGGAACAGGCACUUGCUCAGUUGAACAGUUUCUUGCUCUUGACAUCUGGCUCUACAAACAUAUGUUUUGUAAAACUGUGAUAGAAUCAUAGAAUCAUAGAAUCAUAACCUAUCUUUUGGCCGCCAGCUCCCACAGUGACUUACAUCUCAGUUGACUCCUACAACCACAGUCCCUAAGGGACAUGAUCAUGGCAUAUCAUCUGUGUUGUACUUGAUUGUAUUCUGUAAGCCAAAGACUGCUGGCAAUGCCAAGAUCUAGUUUGCUUUUGUCUCCACUUCCUGUAGUAGGCAUCCAUUACUUAUGAUGAUGUAGACCUAUGCUUUCACUACAACAGGGAUGGGCAUCUGCCACAAGCCCAGAUCCAAUUUUCUGUCCCAGAAACCUCCAAAGGCCACAUACGAGACUGCCAGUAAUGCCAAAGGGGCAUAGAGUGUCCAGAAACUCUUAUGCUACACAAUUAAAGUGCUAUGAUUCCACCUCAACUGUCAUGUUUCUGUAUUAUGGAUUCCUGGGAUUUGCAGUCUAGUUAAGGGCACUUAGAAUUCUCAGCCAAAGAGCUGUAGCGCCUCACCAAACUACAAACCUCAGGAUUCCACAAGGUUGCAGCCAGGACAGUUAAAGUAGAAUCAUAGUGUUGUAACUACUGUGUGAAAUGGCCCCUGGUUUUGAAAAACAAACUUUAAAAAAAUUGGUUGGCUAGGAAAGCUUUUCUUUUUGGCAAGGAAAGGUUCAGUCUAAGGAACUGAGGUUAUGCAGGCUGCGAAAACAAGAGCCAUACUUUUCCAUUCCUGGACUAAAGUGUAAAAAUGGCUAUGCAGAUGAGCAGCUGGCUUAUCCCAUAUAAAAUGUGUGAUCCAUCUAGCUUGGUAGUAUAUACACUGACCAACUAUGGCUCUUCUAGGUUUCAGGCAGGAGUCUAUUGCAGCUUUGUCAGGAGAAUGCAGAGAUUUAACAUGGGAUCUCCAUCCAAAUAAUGUGUUCUACCAGCAUGCUGUGGUCCUCUGAACUACCAGUUUUUGCUCAUACGUAUGAAAUACAAUAUAGGCUGUUUCUGUCACAAAAUUUUAGGGGAAGCUCACAUGUGUUCUUGUUAUGGUACAAUAUCAAUGUUAGAAUUUUUCCUUUAAGAAUAUGACUUUUACUAAAUAUACACAAUUGUAUAUUCCUUUUUAAAUAUUCUAAUAUGUACCAGAAUAAUGUAUCAUGCAGUAACCUUUAAUGCUGGUAGUUUUUGGACAUAUCAAUUUAAUGUAUUAAACACUGGUACAAUCUUUAGAAAAAUUGUAAUAUGUGCUGUUUAAAUAUAUGCACACCUUUUGACUGUAUUUCCACAGACAGAGAAAGCAUUUCUCCUAGUUUUUUCUUAUUGAUGUUUAGAAAUGUUUCCUGAUGGACAUAUGUUCUUUCACAUUUUAGUGAUACUGCUCUACAGGUGUAUUUACCCUCUGUCUUUUUGAAGAGGCAAAAUUUUGAUUUGGGCUAUGACACAGGAGGCAGGUGAAUCUAUCACAGUUCAGCACAUACUACAUAGGACAUGUGGUGGUGGGUAUCCUUCAUAACCCUGUUGAUGUUCUUUAUAAAAACAAGUUAACUAAUUAAUUAGUUUUAAAAUACUUUCUUGAGUAUUAAAAUGUUAAUGAAAUACAGCUUCAACAAAAGAGUGUUAUAGUGCUAUAAGACUAUAAACCCAUUUAAAAAAAAAUAGACAUUCUCCAGGUCAUCAACACUGUAACCAUAUAAUUAAUUGCUAAUAAAUAUAUCAGUUUUUAAACUUCUAAUCUACAAUAAAUAUCAACAUCUUAUUAAAACAUGUCAUGGGUGGCAAUGGGCAUUCAUGGGGAAAAACAAUAGGUAGUAAGGACCACAGCCUUGUCAAAGUGGAAACCUUUACCUUUACCCUUUUAAGAACUAAACAUCUGUCUGAAUACACUAAAGGCACUAAAUCCUAUCUGCUCUUGGAAGCUAAGCAGGGUUAGUCUGGUUAGUACUUCAAUGGGAGACU
This is a messenger RNA of Sceloporus undulatus (fence lizard), 7452 nucleotides long. Its product is annotated as mesotocin receptor-like. The record is from RefSeq and is a predicted model, not a curated record. Gene Ontology annotation, molecular function: vasopressin receptor activity; peptide binding. The coding region runs from base 1277 to 2386 and encodes 369 amino acids. The transcript is spliced from 3 exons. Gene Ontology annotation, biological process: G protein-coupled receptor signaling pathway; positive regulation of vasoconstriction; regulation of systemic arterial blood pressure by vasopressin. NCBI's taxonomy places the organism in Eukaryota, Metazoa, Chordata, Lepidosauria, Squamata, Phrynosomatidae. Gene Ontology annotation, cellular component: membrane.